AUGACUAGGGGACACUACCGCUUCACUACAUCAGAGAAGGGAAAAAGUUUGGCUUUGGGCUCUGUAGACAACACCAAGAAGCGCAUAGCAGCACCGGAGUUUGACUUCUCAGAUCUGGUUAGGGAAAACUCCAAAACCCUAAUAGGAAGGGUAACAAACCCUAAAGAGCAACAAGUGGAGGUCCUAGUCACUGAGUUACCAAAGAAAUGGGCUUUAAGAGGUAAGGUGGUGGGAGCAAGCCUAGGAAGCGACUGCUUCCAAUUCCGCUUUGACAGAGAUGAAGAUCUUCAGUGUGUUCUGCUCAACAGACCCUACCAACACAAUAACUGGAUGGUGAUCUUGGAGCGUUGGGAACCUAUCAUCUCCAACACCUUCCCCUCGAAGAUCCCCUUUUGGGUUACUGUCAGAGGUUUGCCCCUCCAUUUCUGGCACAGAGAUAUGGCUGUCAGAAUAGCUUUCGCUUUGGGAGAGAUGGAAGAGUAUGAAAUCACAAAGAUCUCAGCCAGAAUAAGAAUCCUCCUUAAUGCUCUGGAGCCUCUUACCAUGGAGUCAGUAGUCGACUUCAAAACUGGGGAAGAAGUUGCAAUCACCCUUGAGUACGAGAAGCUGGCUAACCACUGCUGCUCCAGUUGCAACAUGCUAACACACUCAACCCGCCACUGCACUGCAAAGGCACCCCUGAGGACCACUGAUGCACAGACGUAUCCCUACUCAACGGGAGAACACCGAGAAAGGUCUGUGGGUCGACUAAACUCCUCACAGACGGACAAACAAACAACAUACUCCUCUUUGGAACGUCCAGAAGCGAGACCCUACAAACAAGAUGGAGAGAGUUUCUACCAGCGAGUGGAUCGCCAUGGUAGGCCUUUUGGUAGCAGAGUAACUUCUGAAGCUUCGCGUGUCCAGCCUCUCAGGAACAAAAUAACUCCAGAUGUCGGAGGAAGGAAGCCACCUAAACCUUCCCAGUUGCAGUGGAGAGCUCGUGAGAGAGCAGCAUCCCCUGUGGAGCAGGUUGCAAACUUCCACUCAAACUCUCCUGCUACUCCAAAGACCUCCCUGGAGAGAAACCUACACGAUAGUGAAUUUUCUAAGCAACCUAUCAUCCCCUCCACUGAAGAAGUUCUAGAAGACCUGCGAGAAGUUACCUUACAGUAUGUCAACUGCGCUGACCCAACUGAGAGCGCAGCCCGCAGGCGAAGAGUGAUACAAGGAGAAACUAAUAACUUGAUGGCUGAGACGGCUUCAAAAAUUGUUGCUGCUGCAACAGCCUCUGCAAGCCAAUUCACUGGCAACCUCCCUGGUCCCCCUCAAGUCAUCUUGCUACCAAACACGGAGUCUCCAAAGAACAAGCUGGCGUCUAACGCUUCAAGUGGGCUACCACGUGCCCCCGCUGCAGGCUCUAAACGUCGAGGUCGACCACCGGGGACGAAGAAAGCAUCAGCUACCACCAAAGCAAUGGGUGGGAGCGCGAAAAAAAGAAUCUUCUCAAUGGCUCAGGCGUCUCCAGCAAGGCCUAACGGAACGCCAUCUAGAGCUAGAUUGCUCCCUUCUGCUUCUCCACAGCCACAACAGUCCAACAACCUGCCUCAGGGACCGACUGUUAAUACAAACAACCAGGGUUUUCACAACCCAAGAAGUCCUCUUCCUUAG
This is a messenger RNA of Raphanus sativus (radish), 1650 nucleotides long. RefSeq lists its product as uncharacterized. The record is from RefSeq and is a predicted model, not a curated record. The transcript has a single exon. Lineage: Eukaryota; Viridiplantae; Streptophyta; Magnoliopsida; Brassicales; Brassicaceae. Bases 1 to 1650 code for a protein of 549 amino acids.